This is a messenger RNA of Bursaphelenchus xylophilus (pine wood nematode), 2471 nucleotides long. NCBI's taxonomy places the organism in Eukaryota, Metazoa, Nematoda, Chromadorea, Rhabditida, Aphelenchoididae. The record is from the annotation of a GenBank genome assembly.
AUGGAAGGUGGCGACUCUUGUCUUACCGGUCAUUUGCCCCAAAAAGAGGAUUCUGACCCCAAAAACCUCAAACUCAAUCCAUUAAAAGGUAAGGUCAUAGCAAGUAUGCUCAUAGACUGUUUUUACAUCUUUUACAUGGAAAGGGUCAAAGAUACGUUCAGUUUGGGGUGCCUGUAAGGUGACUGUAGAGGAAAGCAGGCCCGUAUGGGGCGGGGAUCCACAGGGAAAGUACCUAUGGGGUAGGCAAAGCCCGGGGGUAGCUCCUACGGGGCAACGCAAGCACCGAGGUUGCCGGGUCCUGGGGAAAUUUAUACUACGGGCGCUCAAAAGUUCGGACAAUUUCCGCACUGUACAUUCUUCUUUUAUUUUCAUCCGCAUCUUUCCGCAUUUGUCGCCGCAAUUCCCGUUUUUGCACUACUAGAUACGUGUGCUUUUGCGUGCGACAAACCCGAAUUUUCGCUCGCGACGUCGGCGGUAAAUGAAAACCCAAACUUUCGCACUGUGCGAAAAUUGUCCGAACUUUUUUUGAGCGCCCGUAGUAUAACUGUUGGCUACUUUUUAGACGUCACCUUGUUAUCGGUCUGUCGGGAAAAUAACGGGAGGUCGUCGCAGCAAAAUCUUUGGCCUUGUCGAAAAAGGGAUGCAAUCGCGCACCAAAUCUCCAACUUCGGCAGCCGUCGCAAAGCGAUGAUGGGCGAUUCCAAGGCGCGACGACCCGCCACUAUUUUCCCGACAGACUGAUAAAAUUUUUGAAUGGCAGAAAUGUUUGAAAGAGAGCCGAUUAUAAGGUAGUUCGGCACGCAGAAUCCGAUCAUCACAUUCGUGUUUUUACAGUCCUAUUAAUUACUGAAUAUUUAUAAUAAAUGGAGCUUAUUAUAAUAACGGAUGACCGCAACCGUUUUACCGGGUUUCAAUAGAAAAGAGCAUCUUGUUUAUAUAUACCACUAUAUGCAGAGGGAAACUUCCUUCCCGUUAAUGUUGGACCCAUUUAAAAAAUUGUUACAAGAUUGCGGCAUAAAAAGUAGCCAGCAGUUAUAUAAGUAAAACGUUCUUGUUGCCCCGUGGGGGUUACCCCGGGCUUUGCCUUCCCCAUACGUCCCAUAGAAUCCCUAUUCUCCGCGUGGCUAUAAAACGAUUGGACGGCGGAAGGGGGUGAUUUCUGCGUAUGCACCCACUUCUGAGCCUUGUUUCAGAAACGCCCAAGAAAUGGACAUUUAGAAGAUCCGUGACAGGAUCUGGCGAUGGAUUCAGAAGUGGAUCCGACUCCGAAGCCUCUACAGACCUGAGCUCUGACUUUGUGCGGCUUUAUUUUGGCUUCGAACCCAUCUGUUUGCCUUCGGAGCCGAGUCUGAAUGGAAUAAAGAUUGAUAAUUUCAAGACUGUUGUCAAAGGAACGAUGGAAAGGAGCGUCGGGGGAAGAAUGCCCGUUAUCAGCGCCACUUCCAACGGCGUUAUCACUGUCCAGCUCUCCAACGAUCUUGACAUUGACCUGAGUAUUGAGCAGAAUGUCCGUGUUAGAAGUCCCUUGUUUACUGUAAGUAUUCUUAUUCAACCUUUCAUUGCAUUCAUAGGCGAUGUCCUCAGCCAACAAUCGCUGCACAGCACUGAUCCAUGAGUCCGGGAUGCUUCUUCAUGACGGUCGAAUAAUGAAUGGUUUCUUCCGUAUGAUUAAUAUUGCAAUCCCAGAACUCACUCACUUUCAGCAGUUAAUUCCUUCAAAACCAUCUCUCAUAAUGCAGUUAUUGGACCCUCGGGAAUUGUAUUUUCCUCAUCCAAUUCGUCUCUGACUUACUUUAUGGACACGGAGUGUAAAGUGACUCCCAUUGACAGUGUCGAAGUUGAUUUUCCCAACAUGCAAUUCGACUUUGCCUCGAGCAUUUUCUUUUCCAAAUGUCCAUUCAGCAAGAAGGUAUACGUUGAACAAAGAAGUCCGUUAAACAUUACUUUCAGAGACUUGAACGAUGCCAAUUCUGGUUGAAGACAGCUACCGUUAGCCGGAUGAGAUUGCUGAAAGAGACCCAUUAUCAGAUCAGCAUUGGUCCCCUUCUGAUUGUAGAAGAUGCGGAUGGGAAUGUCGAGAUCACAUGCUCUUCUCAGAAGAUCUUCUGCAACUCCAGAACUGGCCAAGUCGAAAUUCGAAAUGCGAAUAAGGUCUACAUGACUGCUGAUGUAAGUUCUAAUAAAAGAAACGCAUCAUCAUCAGGGCAUCUGAGUAAUUGCGCAAUAGUACACUUACCCGAAUGCUCAUUUGGGGUGGAGACUCGAAUGGGAGGUUGGAUAAUGUCUCCCAUGCAAUUAUCUACCUUCUCUCGAGUAUUUUAAUUUAAAUAACGGCUUUCUUGUAGGUAAACGGCAUUUCCUCCAUGAAGAUGGACAAGAAAAGAGUCCACGCUUCCUGCAGCGGACUUCUGGCUUCUGAAGGCGGCACUGUCGCGUCAUUGAAUGCAUUCGGGGAAUUUGGCUGUUACUGA